UCACACCAUAUGUGCCCUGUCCCAGUGCGCGGGUCUGUGGAGAGCCGGGUGCGAGAGACGGCGGCGCGCGGGGAACGAGGACCAAAGUCGGCCAGGGGACAGUGGGCGUGUGAGAGACCCAAUAGAAGGGCUGGGGCCGGGAGCGCCGCUGACACGCGAUGGGGAAGAAGCAGAAAAACAAGAGCGAAGACAGUGCCAAGGACGACAUUGAUGCCUUGGCUGCAGAAAUAGAAGGAGCUGGUGCUGCCAAGGAACAGGAACCUCAAAAGUCAAAGGGGAAAAAGAAAAAGGAGAGAAAAAGGCAAGACUUCGAUGAAGAUGAUAUCCUAAAAGAACUGGAAGAAUUAUCUUGGGAAGCUCAAGGCAUCAAAGCUGACAGAGAAACUGCUGCAGUAAAGCCAACAGAAAAUAAUGAAGAAGAAUCCGCCUCUAAACAAGAUAAAAAAAAGAAAGGACAGAAAGGAAAAAAACAAAGUUUUGAUGAUGAUAGUGAAGAAUUGGAGGAUAAAGAUUCUAAAUCAAAAAAUACUGCAAAACCAAAAGUAGAAAUAUAUUCUGGGAGUGAUAAUGAUGAUGACGACUUCAGUAAACUUAAUAAAAAGCCCAAAGGGAAAGCUCAAAAAUCAAAUAAAAAGUUGGAAGGGUCAGAAGAAGAUGAAGAUAACAAUAAAAGAACUAAAGAGCGUUCCAGAGUAAAUUCUUCAGGUGAAAGUGGUGAUGAAUCAGAUGAAUUUUUACAGUCUAGGAAAGGACAGAAAAAAAAUCAAAAAAAUAAGUCAUGUCCUAAUGUAGAAAGUGGAAAUGAAGAUGAUGACUCCUCCUUCAAAAUUAAGACAGUGGCCCAAAAGAAGGCAGAAAAGAAAGAGCGUGAAAGAAAGAAACGAGAUGAAGAAAAGGCAAAACUGCGGAAACUGAAAGAGAAAGAAGAGUUAGAAACUGGGAAAAAAGAUCAAAGUAAACAAAAAGAAUCUCAAAAGAAAUCUGAAGAGGAAGCUAUAAAAUCAAAAGUGACUGUCGAUAUUGGAGCAACCCCUACCUCUGAAGAGAAAGGAGAGACUCCCACAGCUGCUGAAGAUGACAAUGAUGGAGACAAAAAGAAAAAAGAUAAGAAGAAAAAGAAAGGAGAAAAGGAAGAAAAGGAAAAAGAGAAGAAAAAAGGACCUAGCAAAGCCACAGUUAAAGCUAUGCAGGAAGCUUUGGCUAAGCUUAAAGAAGAAGAAGAGAGACAGAAAAGAGAAGAAGAAGAACGUAUAAAACGACUUGAAGAAUUAGAAGCCAAACGUAAAGAAGAGGAAAGAUUGGAACAAGAAAAAAGAGAAAGGAAAAAGCAAAAAGAAAAAGAAAGAAAAGAACGCUUGAAAAAAGAAGGGAAACUUUUAACUAAAUCCCAGAGAGAAGCCAGAGCCCGAGCUGAAGCUACACUUAAACUUCUUCAAGCUCAGGGUGUUGAAGUGCCAUCAAAAGACACUUUGCCAAAGAAAAGGCCAAUUUAUGAAGACAAAAAGAAGAAAAAAUCACCACAGCAGCUAGAAAAUAAAGAAGUAUCUGAACCAAUAGAAUUAAGUUCUGCUGUAGAAGUUUUGGAACAAGGAAUACCAGAAAAAGAGGAGAUACCACCUCCUGUUGAACCAGAAGAGGAAGAAGAAACUGAGGAUGCUGGAUUGGAUGAUUGGGAAGCUAUGGCUAGUGAUGAAGAGAGAGAAAAAGAAGGAACCACAGUACAUAUUGAAGUAAAAGAAAACCCUGAAGACGAGGAGGAGGAGGAAGAGGAAGAGGAGGAGGAUGAGGAGAGCGAAGAGGAAGAAGAAGAAGUAGAGAGUGAAGGCAGUGAAGGUGAUGAAGAUGAUGAUAAGGUGUCAGAUGAAAAAGAUUCUGGAAAAACUUUAGAUAAAAAACUAAGUAAAGAAGUGAGCUCAGAAUCUGAAUAUGACUCUGAUGAUGAUCGAACUAAAGAAGAAAGGGCUUAUGACAAAGCAAAACGGAGGAUUGAGAAACGGCGACUUGAGCAUAGUAAAACUGUAAAUACGGAAAAGCUAAGAGCCCCUGUUAUUUGUGUACUUGGACAUGUGGAUACAGGGAAGACAAAAAUUCUAGAUAAACUACGUCAUACACAUGUACAAGAUGGUGAAGCAGGUGGUAUCACACAGCAAAUUGGGGCCACCAAUGUUCCCCUUGAAGCUAUUAAUGAACAGACUAAGAUGAUUAAAAAUUUUGAUAGAGAGAAUGUACGGAUACCCGGAAUGCUGAUUAUUGAUACUCCAGGGCAUGAGUCUUUCAGUAAUCUGAGAAACAGAGGAAGCUCUCUUUGUGAUAUUGCCAUUUUAGUUGUUGAUAUUAUGCACGGUUUGGAGCCCCAGACAAUUGAAUCUAUCAACCUUCUGAAAUCUAAAAAAUGCCCCUUCAUUGUUGCACUCAAUAAGAUUGAUAGGCUGUAUGAUUGGAAAAAGAGCCCUGACUCUGAUGUGGCUGCUACUUUAAAAAAGCAGAAGAAGAAUACAAAAGAUGAAUUUGAGGAGCGAGCAAAGGCUAUUAUUGUGGAAUUUGCACAGCAGGGUUUGAAUGCGGCUUUGUUUUAUGAGAAUAAAGAUCCCCGCACUUUUGUGUCCUUGGUACCUACCUCUGCACAUACUGGUGAUGGCAUGGGAAGUCUGAUCUACCUUCUUGUCGAGUUAACUCAGACCAUGUUGAGCAAGAGACUUGCGCACUGUGAAGAGCUGAGGGCUCAGGUGAUGGAGGUUAAGGCUCUCCCAGGAAUGGGCACCACUAUAGAUGUAAUAUUGAUCAAUGGGCGUUUGAAGGAAGGAGAUACAAUUAUUGUUCCUGGAGUAGAAGGGCCCAUCGUAACUCAGAUUCGAGGCCUUCUGUUGCCUCCUCCUAUGAAGGAAUUACGAGUAAAGAACCAGUAUGAAAAACAUAAAGAAGUGGAAGCAGCUCAGGGGGUGAAGAUACUUGGAAAAGACCUGGAGAAAACAUUGGCUGGCUUACCCCUCCUGGUGGCUUAUAAAGAAGAUGAAAUUCCAGUUCUUAAAGAUGAAUUAAUCCACGAGUUAAAGCAAACACUAAAUGCUAUCAAGUUAGAAGAAAAAGGAGUUUAUGUCCAGGCAUCUACAUUGGGGUCUCUGGAAGCUCUGCUGGAAUUUUUGAAAACAUCAGAAGUGCCCUAUGCAGGCAUUAACAUUGGCCCUGUCCAUAAAAAAGAUGUUAUGAAGGCCUCGGUGAUGUUAGAACAUGAUCCUCAGUACGCAGUAAUUUUGGCCUUUGAUGUGAGAAUUGAACGAGAUGCACAAGAAAUGGCUGAUAGUUUAGGAGUUAGAAUCUUUAGUGCAGAAAUUAUUUAUCAUUUGUUUGAUGCCUUUACAAAAUACAGACAAGACUACAAGAAACAGAAACAAGAAGAAUUUAAGCACAUAGCAGUAUUUCCCUGCAAGAUGAAAAUCCUUCCUCAGUUUAUUUUCAAUUCUCGAGAUCCAAUUGUGAUGGGAGUGACUGUGGAAGCUGGUCAGGUGAAACAGGGGACACCCAUGUGUGUCCCUAGCAAAAAUUUUGUUGACAUUGGAAUAGUAACAAGUAUUGAAAUAAACCAUAAACAAGUGGAUGUUGCAAAAAAAGGACAGGAGGUCUGUGUCAAGAUAGAACCUAUCCCUGGUGAAUCUCCCAAAAUGUAUGGAAGGCAUUUUGAAGCUACAGACAUUCUCGUCAGUAAGAUCAGUCGGCAGUCCAUUGAUGCCCUCAAAGACUGGUUUAGAGAUGAAAUGCAGAAGAGUGACUGGCAGCUUAUUGUGGAGCUGAAGAAAGUAUUUGAAAUCAUCUAAUUUUUCCACCUGCAGCAGGAAAUGGAGUAACUGCAAUAUUGUGUUAUCACCAACAAAAACAAGACAAAAUGGAAUGGAUGUAUCUGGACACUGAUGAACUUAAGUAUGGAAGGAAAAAAAUAGGUGUAUAAAUGUUUUCCAUGAGAAACCAAGAAACUUACACUGGUUUGACAGUGGUCGAUUACAUGUCCCCACAGUUCCAACGUGCCUGUUCACUCACCCAACUCCUAUCCCCACCCUUCUCUACUGGCUGCUGUUUUAAAGUUUGCCCUUCCCCAAAUUUGGAUUUUUAUUACAGAUCUAAAGUUCUUUCAAUUUUAUACUGAUUAAAUCAGUACUGCAGUAUUUGAUUAACCAAGCUUCUGCAGAUUUUGUGAUUCUUGGGACUUUUUUGAUGUAAGAAGUAACUUCUUUAUUUAUGCAUAUCUUUCUCACAGUGAAAUUUUUUUUUUUUGUGGGGGGUGGGGCAUUCUGCCAUAUGCCCUUAGGAAUUUUUAAAAGUAGAAAAUUAGGCAUUCUGAUAUAUUUAUCUGCUUUGUGUGAAACCAUGGUGUAAAGCAUAGCUGGCUAUUUACUGCUUGUGUAGUCAUGAGAGUCCACUGUAAUCAGCACAAUUCUUAACUACCAAUAAAAACAGACAUUCACCAGUCAGCUCUGUUAGGCCUCCAUGGUAGAAUAGCUUCUCACUCAUGACUCACCAUCCUUGGUUUAGCUCUUGUAAAGGACAAGAACUAUUUUAUUAUCCAUACCUUGUGGACUAGAACAUGUUAACAACACUAGGGGUUUUUAAUAUACUGGUCUAUUUUGUCCUAGAUAUCCUAUCAUGCACACAUUUUCUGAUGAGACAAUCAGCAGUGAAUAAUUUGGGCUUAGAAGUUGUGGAGACAUCACAAUGAUUUAUUUGUAAUAAUCUGUAGUUUUAUGAUUUUUCUGAAGGAUGUGGUAAGUGGAUCCACAUGAGCAUAUAAACUCCUUCCCCCAAGGUAAGAAAUCCAUUAGCGUUAAUAUUCUUAUAACAGAUCUCUAAUACCUGACUAUUUAUAUAGCACAGUAUUAAAGUCAGUGUGGGGUAUUUGAGGAAAAUGUUCCCAAGUAUUCACUGGCAUAGAAUUAUAAAGUAUUAGGGGAUAAAAUAGUAUAGAAAAAUAUACAUUAAAGUUUCUCAAGGGCCAGUAGAGGCAAAGAGAGCACUUCUUUGAGGAAAGACUUCAAUUGUGUGUGUAUUCUAAUUCAAAUAUGUAAAUUUCCUCCAUUUGGAAGAAGUAAAGAAGAUUUUCUCAACAUGUUCCUGUGUUCAUGCUUGGGGAUGAGAUUACUUAGAACAAGUAGAAUCCCAGACUGGGACCUCUCAGGAAUUCAGAGCUCAGCAUGGAGCCUGUAACAGUAAGUAUAAUAUAAAUAGUUCAGGAUUUGGUUCUAAAGUUUUGAAAGAUUCACAAAAAAAAGACCCUGUACAAAAUAUACAUACAGUUCUUUAUUAAACAACUGUAAACACUUCACUGUAAAAAUCCAUAAAACUUUAUAAACAAACAUUUUGUAAAUAGAAACUAUACUACAGUAAAAGAAUUAACACAAUUAUUUACAUGCAAUACUGACAAAUUUGGCACUUAUUGAAAAGAAAUGUACAAAAACACUUGCUUAAAAUUAUAAAACUCAGCAUUACUAUCAUGCACUUUGCAAAUACCUCACAAGCACUUAUGGCACAGCUAGCAGAGAGCACCAGGCUCCCUGGUAAUAUUUAUGUGACUUUUAAUGUGCUUCCAUAAGUUUGUUGUAAAACCACCUGAACAUUGUCAAGAAUAAAGUCAAAUGCCAUAUUCCAAACUGAUUCCACCGACUGCUGCAUCAACCUAAAGGUGGGAAAGGAAGAGAAAUAUGAGGAAAGACUAAUUUCAGAACACCACGGUUUUAAACCAUCUAAGGGGAACAGCACUAUUUACUACCCAGUUCAUGUUUCUCCAGGAUUCAAAAUAAAGGGUAAUUACACAGUGUAUUGCCAGAAAGUAUAAAAUUUGCUCAGUGCCUUGCCUCCUUGAAUUUGCAAUGUCAUUUUUCCCCUUUGGCAAGUUACCUUUUCAUGUAUUUUAUAACUAGAUCCAGCUUUUCCAAAUCUUUUUCCUCUAUUAGGUCAGUACAGUACUUCACAACUUGUAGAAUGUCUUCUUCCAUUGGAUCUAGGAAAGGGGAAAAACUUCAAAUGAAGAUCGAUGUAUCUUCUUGAAGGACAAUUAUACUACUGAUUUGCAACUAUCAAAUGAAUGGGCUGCAAUAAGGAGCUUUUCAAAGCCAAAUCCGGCAUUCAAAAGGUUACGUAGGAUUUAGAUGGUGUAAGCUUAUUGGAAAGUGAUUUUCCAUACUUGAAUGUUCAUGUUUUCAAAUCACGGGGCCAUUACAUCUCUAAGGCUAUCUAUACCAGCCAAGCCAACCUGAAAUAGUAGUUAUCCAUUCUUUGAGCAAGGUCUUCACAUCACUGAACUCCACAGCUCCAGCUAAGUUGGGUGCUUGGGGUUUAGCAGAGCCAGACAAAUCAGGCUGCAAACCAGAAAGAUUUGGUACCUCUGAAGUGGAAGCACAGUGUUCUCCCUGUUAAGAAAAAAAAAAAAAUUAAAAUGUGCUAUAUUUAACAACGUUAAAUAUACUGAUAACAGGUCAGUAUUUUAAAGUAUGAAGUAUAUUACCAGAGGUUUCUCAGAAAUAGGACCGUAAAUAGGACCGUCGUGUCUCAGAAACCCAUCAAUUAGCUUCUGGGGACUCCCACAGGCCCCUGGCAAAGUUUUCGCAGGACUAUUAAGCAGCUUGUUUUUCAAAGGACUCUGAGUCUUUUUUUGAGGACUGAUGGGAUUUUUCUUCUUGUUUCGUUUCUUUUCUUUCACCGCUGGUGGUUUAAGCUGAAGUAAUGAAUUCUUUGGCACUAAAAGGGUGGACAGAAGAUUUUAAGCACAUGUCUGGGGAGGGGAAAAAACCUGUGCUACCCAAAGACAUUCCUCCUCCGCCCCCUGCCGAGACUGGGUGGCUGUCUUAGUGACAGCGUGUGAUAGUACAGGUUCUAAAGUUCCAAGCAUCUCUGCAAUGCUAACCUGAUUCUUGGGAAUGCUGCUUCUCUAUAAUGUGGUGCUCACAAGGAUCUGAACUAUCUACACAGUAAAUGUGUUUGUAAUGCAUGUUCAGAACCCUAAAGGAUAUAGGCUUAGUCGUACUUUUUUUUUUUUUAAAGAAUGGUGUUUCUAAGUCAAGAUACAGCUACAAUGGGAACUAUGACAACACUUACCUGAAUUGUAUACUCGUUCUGUUCCCACAAAACAAAGAGCUCUUACUGUGACCAACAGCCUAGACUGUGCCCAUUUUAUACUACAAUGGAACAAUGAUUUCAUUUCUCAUCUUCACUAUUACAUGUCACUUCUAAGGCUUACCAGAUGCACUUGCUGACUGCUGAUGAGUGGUGGUCUCUCCCUGCCUUUGUCUUUGAUCAUAAGCUGCUUUGAGUUCUUUUUGAAGCUCAGCAGGAAGGGCAGCAAACACCUCAGGAUCCACCUAGUAGAAAAAAGGUUCAAAGUCCAACAAGAGUUUUGACAGCCCAGUCUUAUUUUUCACAAAAUUUAUUGUUCUCAAAUCACUUUUUGGAUCUAGUCCCUCAAAUCAAAACUCAUUAAUUCUCAAGAUUUUAAGGUAGAAAGAAAUAACAUUUAAGAGUAAACUGACUCUUCCCUUACAGAACAAUGAAGGUAAGAAACACUAGUUAAAACUGAGAAGCAAAACAGGCUGAUGUGUAAUUUUUUUUUUUUUUUUUAAGCUUUGAUUGUGUUACUGCAAAGUGGCCCAAACAUCUGCUCUGACCAAUGGCAUAGCAGCAGGUUGUAUUGUGGGUGGAAGCACCCACAUACUAUAUAGCCUCCUCCUUCAUUCCCCCAUUGUUCUACUCAGUUGCCUCAAGAGGCUGGUCUUUUAGUCUAUGUCCUGCUGCAGAUGGUGUAGGGAUAGGCUAAUCUACCUCUUCCCCCCCAUGAAAUGAGAGUUGAGGGUACAAGAGGAAAAGGGAACUGAGGUAUGUCUGGAGUAUGAUGGGUGAGACUAUUUUAACUGGAAGGUCCCUAAAUUUAACUUGCCUGUGAAAAUGCUGGAAGGGCUAUUACAUUAAUUCCUGUGUCACUGUUAGAUUCUUGAGGUUCUGGUAUUUGCAACAAAACUGUCCCAACUGGUUGUGGCAAAAUUCCUGCACUACAGCCAUUUAUUGGUUCGUUCUUUUUGUCACCAUGUGGUUCUCCUUGCUGCCCAGCACAAGCCUGCUCUACUUGUUCCCGGAGGUCUGGUGGAAGUGCUUCUAAAACAGACUGAUCAAGCUGUAAAAUACCAUACAUACAAGAGUCUAAAGUUAAAGCAUGUUCAGAGAAGAUGUUGGAAGAGUUAAUACAACUUUAAUUUCUGUUUGAACAUCUUUGGUAAUGAAACAAGGGGUAGAUACCAAGCCAGGAAAACCAUCUCUCAUUUUAAACCAGCAGUUUGGCCUUUUGCCAUUUAAACCUGAGUAGCAAGGCAUGGAAUUUGGAGAUGUCAGCAGCCAGUUCCAGAGAAACACUAAGUACAAAUUAUACUCUGAAUUUCGUGGACUGGAAGACUAUAGGUAGCGCCUUAGUCAAGCUCAAAUCUUAGUGGGAUCUAAGCCUAUGGCAUGUCGAAUUUUGGGACUGGGUAAAAGCCCUGUGUCAGAAGUUUCUUCUUUCCAGCCUACAAACCAGAAUCUCCUGGGAUUUUUGUUUUUGGCCAGGCCCUCCCUCUGCCCAUCUCAUCAGGCUAUUCUAUUAUGGGAUUGUUUCCAAUCUCAUCUUGCCAGGAUCAACUAUUUUUGGGUAACUCAUCAGAAACUAGGACUCAAAUAUGCCUCAAAAUUGCCUCUUUCCCUAUUAUCAGUCCGUAUGUAUCUCCCUCAGUCAGCAUCCUACCACUUGAGGGGAGUAAUGGACACAAACUGACUUCUCCAAUUGAGCUGAAAACUCAAUCCCAGCAAUAUGCCACAUUUACAGUCCAUACCAACUGAAUUAUGUCAGGAAAAUCAUUCAGGUUGCAAAUAUUGCAAGAAAAACCUUUGGCACCUCUACUAAUGAUCAGCAAGGCUGCACUGCUGACUAGAGAGCUCAGUGGACGUGAUUACCACUAUUAAGAGGUGGUAAAGUGGCUGCUGACUGAGUACAGAGAACUGGCUUUCACUGGUAUCUCUCAACCUGCCAAAAUCAGAAAUUUCCCACUUGGUGUUCAACAGCAGAAGUGUCCCUUUCUUGGCUAUACUGAUAAAGGAAUUCAUAAGUCAUUCCUAUUGUAUGACCACUUUUGCACUUACGUCAUACUUAGAACUAUAAAAAUAUACCUGGGAAGGUGAUGGGACCUCUAUACUCAGGUUAAGUCUUGAUUUUAAACUGAUGGGAGGAUGCAGACCAUUCCAUUUCCCUGAAGACUCAGUGGCUUUGCUAGUAACAGGACUGAUACUUGAUGUCAGAUGUGUAGAAAAAGAUGGCAAGAAAGUGCAAGUUCUAGAAGCAGAUGAUAUUUCUAGGUCCAUAGCUGCUAGAAACACUGAAAAGUAUAGAAAAACAAGUCUUUAGAUCUUGGGGAAUGGUAUGGACUAAUCCAUAGCAAGUAAAAUUUUGAUUCAUAAUUCAGAACAAUUUUUUGUUAGAGAGCUAUUGCCUUCCUAAGGAUAUCAGCAGGACCAAAAUGAGAAACACUGCUGAACAAAACUGACCUUCUUUGUGUUCCUCUUCUGUGGAUUUCUUAGCUUUUUGAACUUGGAAUAGAUCAAGGACAGAGUGUGAUCCAGCAGAAAAGUGGCUUGACUGAACUGAUGGGCGAGUGGGACAGGCGGAAGUAUUGGAAUUAGUUGGAACCAGUUGAUUCACUUGAAUCCCAACCUAGAACCAGAAAAAAGAAUGUUUCUAGAAAAAGUAGAAGGUAAAGAUAUGAAUCCA
Talpa occidentalis (Iberian mole) is the source of this 9769-nucleotide messenger RNA. RefSeq names its product eukaryotic translation initiation factor 5B (gene EIF5B). Gene Ontology annotation, molecular function: GTPase activity; translation initiation factor activity; GTP binding. Lineage: Eukaryota; Metazoa; Chordata; Mammalia; Eulipotyphla; Talpidae. Bases 159 to 3812 code for a protein of 1217 amino acids. The record is from RefSeq and is a predicted model, not a curated record. The transcript is spliced from 24 exons.